AUGAAACUUCUAGAGGCGAAUAAAAGAAGAAAGACCAUCAAGGGAAUAAUUCUCCAAUCACUCAGAAGUUCACUUGAAGCACCCCAGCUAGUUCCCUUCACAGAAACAGGGACAUCAUCAUCAGGCAUCCAAGCAUCUCAGAUAGCCACUCUUAUUGAGCAGAAUGCCAAGCUAAUUGAGCAGAACUUCAUGCUUAUUGAGGAUAAAGGGGAGAUUCAGUCUCUUUUGAGGCGGGAGAGGAAGUCUAGACGCCACCUCUUGGGGGCAGUCCACAUGAUAAUGAGAAAAAUGCAUAUGGACCCAGGCGAGAUAGAGGAAAUGUUCCCUCUUUCACCCUCAUUAGUUGGCAACUAG
This is a messenger RNA of Linum trigynum, 354 nucleotides long. NCBI's taxonomy places the organism in Eukaryota, Viridiplantae, Streptophyta, Magnoliopsida, Malpighiales, Linaceae. The record is from the annotation of a GenBank genome assembly.